AUGUCGGAAAGUGAAGAGAACUUAAGUUUUGAAUACGAAGAUGAGAUUGCAGAUGGAUCCGAAUCCGAUUUUUCAUUUGAAGAGGACCUAGAUUCUGAAGAGGAAGAAAUACAUAACGAUAAUGAUAAUGACUUCGAAUCGAUUCAGUUGUUUAAUAAUAUUAGCAGCACUAAUUUCCAUCCUAUUAAACGGAAUAGAGUAUCGUAUGAGCCGUGGAAAUUGACCAGCUAUAUUCAAGAGUUUUUAUUAGAUAAAGCUAUUACGUUGAAAAAUAUGCAGCUACCCCAAUGUGAUUUCGAUAACAUACUCAUAAUGCUUCAUUUCAAGAACUGGCAACCAGAAGAUGUAAUAAAUGCAUUCUACGAUGACUGGCCGAAACUUCGAGAUUCUUGUGGGUUGACGGAACCAAGCGAGAAGGACAAUAAUGUGGCAAAGGCGAAGAACUUUAAUUGUUCAGUAUGUUGUGAAAACUAUGAAAUAACAGAAGUCUACUCAUUAAGCUGUGACCAUAAGUUCUGUUUGAAUUGCUACUACGAAUAUGCAAGAGAAAACAUUCAUAAUGGGAGAAUAAUACGUUGCAUCGAUGUGGAAUGCAACUUGUCUAUCCCUCAUGCUGAUUUAGAAAUGCUACUCCAGAGUAGAAAUGGGAAGCAUGAUUUAAAGGACUUCACGCUUGAGAUGACUAAAAAUCAUUUACUCGCGGCGGCGGCAAAGGUUUAUAUUGAAAGUCAUAAACUGAAGUGGAAAUGGUGUCCUGCUCCUGAUUGCACAAAUCUUACAGAGUUAGUUUCCAGAAAGGUUCCUAAAACAGAAAUAGGUAAUGGCGAAGAUGUGGAUAUACUAAACGUUCCCAUAGUAACCUGUCCAGAAAGUCAUGAGUUUUGCUACGAUUGCCAAUACGAGAACCAUUUGCCAUGCCCAUGUUGGAUUGUGAAAUUGUGGGUUAAGAAAUGUCAGGACGAUUCCGAAACAGCAAACUGGAUUCAAGCUAAUACGCAAGGAUGCCCUAAAUGUGGUUCGCUGAUAGAGAAAAACGGUGGCUGCAACCAUAUGACAUGUUCUAAAUGUAGAUACGAAUUUUGUUGGAUUUGUUUGGUUUCAUGGAAAGAGCAUGGAGCAUCGUACUACAAAUGCAACAGGUUUGACCCAGAGGAAACUGAUGCUGUCAAAAAAUUACAACAACUGAAAAGGCUAUCACUACAGAGAUAUUUACAUUUCUAUAAGCGUUUUUCGGUUCAUGAAUCUUCAAUGCAAGGUGACAAGAAGAUUAUUGACAAGGUGGACAAUAAAAUGAAAUUAUAUAUGGAAGAAGAACUGAAAAAGAAGAAUAAAUCCCAACAGAACCUCUCAUGGAUUGAUGUUCAGUUUUUGCACGAUGCAAUCAGAGCCUUGACCAAUGGCCGUAAGACCCUUAAAUGGACUUAUUGCUUUGCAUUCUACCUUUCAAAGACAAACUUUUCUGAAAUAUUCGAACAGAUGCAAGAUUACUUGAAUAAAACUGUUGAAGAUUUAUCUUUAAUUUUCGAAGAAGUCAAUAGCAAGAAACACAAGACACAAAGUAGUAUGAUAAUAAUGAAGCAUAAACAGGAAAUUGUCAACUUGAGUAAUUUAGUAACCAAAAGACAGAAAUUACUAAUCGAAUGUGCCUAUAGUGGACUCAACCAAGGCCAUCUUGUCUUUGAGGUAGCAUAG
Debaryomyces hansenii CBS767 is the source of this 1692-nucleotide messenger RNA. Its product is annotated as E3 ubiquitin-protein ligase. Gene Ontology annotation, molecular function: ubiquitin protein ligase activity; zinc ion binding; ubiquitin conjugating enzyme binding. Gene Ontology annotation, cellular component: ubiquitin ligase complex; cytoplasm. Gene Ontology annotation, biological process: protein polyubiquitination; ubiquitin-dependent protein catabolic process; positive regulation of proteasomal ubiquitin-dependent protein catabolic process. The transcript has a single exon. NCBI's taxonomy places the organism in Eukaryota, Fungi, Ascomycota, Pichiomycetes, Serinales, Debaryomycetaceae. The coding region runs from base 1 to 1692 and encodes 563 amino acids. The record is from RefSeq and is a predicted model, not a curated record.